UUUGGAUCCUGUUACGUUCCCCAGUUUCUGUGUUCUGUUUGUAUUUGAGUGUGUGUUUCAGGAGAUGGCUUCCUGAAGUACUCCCCAACCAGCUGAUUGGUCAACCCCAGGCUAAUUGGUGAUUGGAGCUGACCCCGCCCCCUCGUCAAGAAGCAGCUGACUCUAAUCACCAUUGCCACCUGAAGAUAAAAGCCAGUGUUCUGCCCAAGAGAGAGAUUGAGAGAGGAGAGAGAGAAUUUAAUAUUUUGGAAAGAUCGAGAAAAAUUAGAUUGUGAUAUAGUGUUGGUUGUGUAUCAGAAAGUUUGGUAUGUACUGUUGUUGGUAGCAGUUUUUCUAUGUCCUGUGUUUGUGAGUGUUUGUGAAAUCGUUAAAAAUUACUCUGUUUCGUUUGUUCCCAGGGGGGAAGGAGAAGGCACUUUGGGAGUGCUUAGGCAAGAGGCCCGAGGGCAUACAUAUACCCGUAGUAUAUUUACUGUCUAGGCACACUAGGUAAGACCUGGGCGGACCACCCCCUGUAUUUUGGUUAGGGCACCAAGUGGUGCUAAGUUAGGUAAGUUAAGUGGGUAGGCAGGUUAGAUAGGAGAGGGGGAACUUUGAUAUUUACUUUCUUUGCUUUGGUUCCGUCCAGCCCCUUUUCCCCAUAUUACCGUGUAAGAAAAUAAAUCCUAGUAAACGGUAAAUUCUGCUUUUGUGUCAUCCUUACUCGCACCUACAGUCCAUACCUCUUGCACUUCAGAGAGUUGAGUUGUAGCAGGGAGUUGCGUUCCCUCUUCUCAGAGGCGUGCGUAACAGAUCCGUAUUAUCUACCUGUACAGUAGGUGGCGGAACGCACAUAUAAUUGUUGCGAACGCCAUUAUACCAAAGAAGAAGUUAACCCUCACCGAAGAAGUUAUGCUAGAUAGCUAAAACAACAAGAGCUGCCAAUUCCAGUGUGAAUCCUUCCAUGUCUGAACCCAAGUCCCCAGGUUCUUACUGUGGUGUUCCAGCACAGAGAAGCUCACAGUGGGGCCCAGAUAUGGUCUUAGUGAAGCUGGAGGACUGUAGUCAAACACUGGAACUCAAUGUGAUAGUCAAAGAGGAAGAGAAGGAGAGGGAAGUCAAAGAAGAGGUAGAGAUCAAAGAGGCGGAGGAGAUGGCCUUCAAAUUGGAGGAGGAGGCGGAGGAGAUGGGCCUCAAAUUGGAGGAAGAGGCGGAGGAGAUGGCCCUCAAAUUUGAGGCGGAGGAGAUGGCCCUCAUAAAUGAGGCGGCGGCAGAGGAGAUGGGCCUCAAAUUGGAGGAGAUGGCCCUCAAAGAGGAGGAGGUGGAGAAGAUGGGCCACCAAUUGGAGGAGGAGGCGGAGGAGAUGGCCCUCAUAAAUGAGGCGGCGGCGGAGGAGAUGGGCCUCAAAUUGGAGGAGAUGGCCCUCAAAAUGGAGGAGGCGGAGGAUAUGGCCCUUAUAAAUGAGGCGGCGGAGGAGGAGAUGGCCCUCAUAAAUGAGGCGGCGGCGGAGGAGGAGAUGGCCCUCAUAAAUGAGGCGGCGGCGGAGGAGAUGGGCCUCAUAUUGGAGGAGAUGGCCCUCAAAGAGGAGGCGGCGGCAGAGGAGAUGGGCCUCAUAUUGGAGGAGAUGGCCCUCAAAGAGGAGGAGGCGGCGGCAGAGGAGAUGGGCCUCAUAUUGGAGGAGAUGGCCCUCAAAGAGGAGGCGGCGGCAGAGGAGAUGGGCCUCAUGUUGGAGGAGAUGGCCCUCAAAGAGGAGGCGGCGGCAGAGGAGAUGGGCCUCAUGUUGGAGGAGAUGGCCCUCAAAUUGGAGGAGGAGGCGGAGGAGAUGGGCCUCAAAUUGGAGGCGGCGGCGGAGGAAAUGGCCCUCAUAAAUGAGGCGGCGGCGGAGGAGAUGGGCCACCAAUUGGAGGAGAUGGCCCUCAAAAUGGAGGAGGAGGCGGAGGAGAUGGCCCUCCAAAAAUGAGGCGGCGGCGGAGGAGAAGGUGGUCACAGAAGUGGAGAACAGGGAAGAAGUAGAUGUUUAGGGUGGAGAGCAGGAUGAAGAGCGGUUGGUGCAUUGACAGCCACAGGAGAUUCCAGAACUAUUAUUUACACCAAUCUGAGUCUUUACACCAAUCUGGUGGCUCUUUCUGAAGAGUAACUUGGUUUCACCUCGUUUUAAAGGGGCAGUGCAGUUAAAAACGUGUUGUUACUGUUUUGAAAAUAAUUCCUGGAAUUUCAGCCUGUUCAAGUGGGAUGGAGUUUUUGGCCCAGAUCAUGACAUCACAAUCUGAUAUUAAAGUCCAGUCAUCUUUUAUUUGCAUAUGUAUCCUCCUACUUUGAAGGGGUGGGCUGGGUAUGCUCUAUCCGCCAAUUAGGGCUGUGUAUAUAAAUAUAUUUACAUUUGUAUCAACAUGCCCACAAGAUCAGACUGAGAAUUUCAAUGGCAAAAGGAGGCUCAGGGAAAUCAAUGAUAAAAUAAUAUAUUUGAAGUUAUUUUCAUGAAAUAAACACAGUGAUUUAUUAGACAUCCAGUGAUGAUUUAACCAUUCUGCCAUCAGACUGGCCACCAAUGCCCCUUAUAGGACACAUCACUGCACUUUAUACUUCCCUGUAAACUGGUCAUGUCUGUAUACCUGUUGCAUGAUGCACUGGUUGAUGCUUCUUUAGAAAACACUCUUUGGCCUCAUUCCCCCCUAUCUGAGAUACCUACUGCAGCCCUCAUCCUCCACAUACAACACCCGUUCUGCUAGUCACAUGCUGUCAAAGGUCCCCAAAGCACACUCCUCUCUUCAGUUCGCUGCAGCCAGCGACUGGAACGAGCUGCAAAACCCCCCUAAAACUGGACAGUUUUAUCUCAAUCUCUUCAUUCAAAUACUUGGUCACAGAGACUCUUACUGACAGUUGUGGCUGCUUUGCGUGAUGUAUUGUUGUCUCUACCUUCUUGCCCUUUGUGCUGUUGCCUGGGCCCAAUACUGUUUGUACCAUGUUUUGUGCUGCUGCCUUGUUGUGUCGCUACCAUGCUAUGUUGUUGUCUUAGGUCUGUCUUUAUGUGGUGUCUUGAUGUGUAUUUUGUCCUAAUUUUUUUUUUAAAUCCCAGCCCCUAUCCCCACAGGAGGCCUUUUGCCUUCUGGUAGGCUGUCAUUGUAAAUAAGAACUUGUUCUUAACUGACUUGCCUAGUUAAAUAAAAACAUUUAAAAAAUGAA
Molecule: messenger RNA, 3162 nt
Organism: Salvelinus fontinalis (brook trout)
Lineage: Eukaryota; Metazoa; Chordata; Actinopteri; Salmoniformes; Salmonidae
Product: cilia- and flagella-associated protein 251-like
Exons: 2
Coding region: 944-1939 (331 amino acids)
Source: RefSeq, a predicted model, not a curated record